AGUGGGGGUGUAACAGCUGGAGAGUAAAUUCUUUGAGCCCAGCCCACUAGAUACCACAAUACCAGGGUAGGAGCGAGCGAGGGAGUGAGUUAAAUGACUGUGUGUUGAGAGCUCUGCAAUCAUCCAGAGACAAGCACAGCUGAUGUGUGGAUUACCACAGCAUUUCUCACUGGAGCUGUUUUUGGAAAAUGGUGGGCUUUCUUCUUCUUCAGCUGUUGAAGCCGCGAUGGAGCAUCUGGUGAGUGAGCUGAACAUGCUGCUGAAGCUGCUGGACCAUGAGAGUGUGAGCAAGGCCACAACGGAGAAGAUGAGCGCGGUCCGGAGCCUGCUGGGGCAGCUGCAGCCGUCAGUGAAUGGAUCAGACUUCGUAUACAUGAACACUUCCCUUUACGGAAAUGGCACCAGCUUUGUGGAAUCCCUGUUUGAGGAAUUUGACCUGAAUGAGCUCAGAGCCUCCCCAGAAGAACUGAAGGAACCAGCAGAGGAGGAAACCCCCAAAAUACCGCCCUCUAAAAGUCCCACUGAAACCCCUCCUCCUCUGCCAACCACCCCUCCCCCAGAGGACUAUUAUGAGGAGGCAGUACCCCUGGAUCCAGGCACGGUGACCCAAUACAUCACCACCAACAUCACCAAACGCAUCAGCGCAAGUCCCCCAAAUUCCAUUGAAGAUGCAUAUUAUGAGGAUGCUGACAAUAAUUACCCCAUCACCCAAAUCAAUGGCCCGCACAAGAACUCAUACGCUGAUUCAGACGCGCUGAGCAGCUCCUAUGAAUCGUAUGAUGAGGAGGAUGAGGAGGCGAAGGGCCAGGGCAGGACUAGUCAGAGGUGGCAGUCAGAGGAGAACUCUGUGGGGCCGAUGAAGGAUUGUCGUAUCUGUGCCUUUCUGCUGCGCAAGAAACGCUUCGGCCAAUGGGCCAAACAGUUGACAGUCGUCCGUGACAACAGAUUACAGUGCUACAAGAGCAUUAAAGACAGAAGCCCACACAUUGAGCUGCCGCUGAACCUGUGUAACGUCAUCUACAUCCCCAAAGAGGCGCGCCGCAAGAAGCACGAGCUGCGUUUCUCCCUGCCUGGUGGAGAGGCCUUGGUGCUGGCUGUCCAGAGCAAGGAGCAGGCGGAGCGAUGGCUCACAGUGAUCCGGGAGGUGGCCAGUCAAGCCACCAGCGGUGAAGGAUUAGAGGGCUCAUCCUCUCCUAUGAUCCAGAGGAAGAUAGAGCUGGACAAGUUACUAGGAGCUGACAAGCACACUGUAGUGUUGGUUGACAAGCACACCUCUGACUCUGACAGCGUGGCCACAGGUGACAACCUGUCCUCUGGUCAGCUCCGUGACAACUGUGAAGGGAAGGGGAAGAGGGGGGCGUUUUCAGAGCUGACGGGGUCUAUGAGCAGAGCGGCUGGACGGAAGAUCAACAGGAUCGUCAGUUUCUCUAAGAAGAAGCCUCCUCUCCCAGGAGACACUCUGUCCUCCUACCACCAUGACGACAACCCCCGCUGUGGUUAUCUAAAUCUACUGCUGAGCCAGUGUUGGAGGGAGAGAUGGUGCUGUGUGAGGAGUGGAACACUGUACCUUCACAAAGACCGGGGCGACCUGGGUACUCACGUCAGAGCUGUGGUCCUCCAUGGGUCUGAGGUCAUACCUGGAGUAGGGCCCAAGCACCCCUUCGCCUUCCGCAUCCUGCAAGGAGGCAACGAGGUGGCUGCCUUGGAGGCCAGCUGUUCAGAAGAGAUGGGCCGCUGGCUGGGGGUUUUGCUGGCAGAGUCUGGCUGUGCCACCAGCCCUGAGGCUUUGCACUAUGACUAUGUAGACGUGGACACCAUCACUAGCAUCACAGAUGCAGCAAGACACUCCUUCCUAUGGGCUACCUCCUCCAGCAGCGCCUCGACAGACUCCAGAACGUAUGACGAGGUUCCUUAUGAGAGCAUAUUGCAGCCAGAGGAGCAGGUGCCCAGACCAGGAGCUCAGGUGAAACACCACUCUUCUUUCUCUAGCAGCAGAGAGACUGAGAAGGUGGACUCCCUAGUCACCAUAAAGAGACACUGUUCCAGUAAGUCUCCAGAAGAUGCGAAUAAGCAUGUAUCAGGGAAGUAUGGUAAAACACGAGCAGAGGACGAUGCCAGGAGGUACCUGAAGGAGAAAGACGAGAUGGAGAAGGCGCGAGAGGUCCUCAAAAGUGCCCUGCUUGUAUUACGCAAUGAGAGGAAAGAGGUGAAGGAACAACUGAAGGACGCUACAGGUAAGCAGCAGAAGCAGCUGGAGAAGCGUUUUGCCCAGCUGGAGGAGAACUGCAGGGGGAAGGAGGGGGAGCGGGUGGACCUGGAGCUGCGUCUCACUGAGGUGAAGGAGAAUCUAAAGAAGUCGCUGGCUGGAGGGGUGCUGGGGCCACCUACAGAGAGCAAACCCCCCAGAAAGGUCCAGAUCAGUAAAGUUGAUCAUCUAUACAGCGAGGCAUCCAUGCCAGUAAACUGUGCUGCUGAGAUGCGGAAGCGUCCCCUAUCCAUCUAUGCAUCUAGCAGAGGAAAUGUCAUGCAGAAAGCCAAGGAAUGGGAGUCGAAGAAGGGGACUUAGAAAGACGAUGCUCAUGCAGAUGGACAGUCUUAUACUUGUCUUGGAACAUGUUGGAGCUGAUUUGAAAGAGAGGAGAGUGGGUGAAGCAGGCACUCCAUUCUCAACUUUUCCACUCCCCUCUUGAGAGCUCAACGUUUACUGCACAUCGCUGAGCUGGGAAACGUGUGACUGGGGAAGACGAGACACUGAAUCUCCUGGAAUUGUUGUAGAACCUCACUCAAAGCCCUAUUUCACUAGGAAACGCAGAAUUCUGUGGCAUGACACUUGUUUUGUGAUUCAGUAAUCACUUGUGUUGCAUGUGGUACUGUUGUUCCUUCAGACAGACACAUCUAAGGGCUGGACUUGAGAUGUUGAGAGCUGAGUGGUUUGCAGAGGUUGAAUAUGCAUACUCACAUUAUGCACAUAUCUGCACGAAAGAAUAAUAAAGGGAAAUAGAACGUAUCGAUUGUGAGUUUGUUGUUGGAAUAGUAGCCUAAAGGAGAUGCUGAAGUACAGUUCUAUGUUGUAACCUCUAUGAAAGUAACUUCAGAACACGUACAGUAAGCUGGUCAGAGAGGGAGAGGAAACGACUGUUCAUGUAUAUGAAACAUUAUUUCAGAUCUCGAUUUAACAAUUUGGUGCAGCUGGACAACAGACAGAAAAAAACUAUAGAAUGACACCUGUAUAAAACCAAAUAGUUAUUGUAAUGUGAGACUAAUGACUAAACAAAGACGUUUCCUUAUUACAUAAUUCACUGACUGUUUCUCAGUGUAAUGAGCCUUUUACUUUUAAUUACUUUUGCACUUUAUGUUAUUUUUAUUGUACAUAAAAGCUGUUCAUUGAUAUUGUCUGUCUUUUUCAUCAGAGAGCGAGAUAAUAUACACCUGGCCAUCAAAUAUUAAUAAAACCAUUUUAAAUGUG
Molecule: messenger RNA, 3466 nt
Organism: Salmo salar (Atlantic salmon)
Lineage: Eukaryota; Metazoa; Chordata; Actinopteri; Salmoniformes; Salmonidae
Gene: afap1l1b
Product: actin filament associated protein 1-like 1b
Cellular component (GO): cytosol
Molecular function (GO): SH3 domain binding
Source: RefSeq, a predicted model, not a curated record